Messenger RNA from Struthio camelus australis, 2262 nucleotides. It is a transcript of the gene CEPT1, whose product is annotated as choline/ethanolamine phosphotransferase 1. Gene Ontology annotation, cellular component: endoplasmic reticulum membrane; Golgi apparatus. The record is from RefSeq and is a predicted model, not a curated record. Gene Ontology annotation, biological process: phosphatidylethanolamine biosynthetic process. Lineage: Eukaryota; Metazoa; Chordata; Aves; Struthioniformes; Struthionidae. Gene Ontology annotation, molecular function: ethanolaminephosphotransferase activity; diacylglycerol cholinephosphotransferase activity.
AUACCAUGAUAUAAGGGUGCUUUUAGAAACGUGACCCACAGUGAUAAUGCCCUGUUGCUACAGCUGACUGAGGAGCUCAGUGCCCAGGAUGAAUGCAUGCUACCUGUCAGUCCAACCUGUCUAACCAGCGAAGAGAAGCUAAAAAUACACGAGUAUCUAGAAGCUGAGCAAGGAGAGAGUUUCCCAUAUUACAGAAGGGGAUCAAAGCUGCUACAACGCCACGGAGAGGGACUACAGGAUCUUAUGGUUCUUCUUAACAGCGGUUACCUGCCAAAUAAAAACUCUGAGGCCAACCAAUCCAUGAGUGGGCAUCGAAACAUAAAGAGACGAUGUGGGGAGUCGCAUUUGGAAUCCCCUGCGGGCUGUGGUCACGGUCCUGCUGCUGGAUGUGUGUUAAGCAAGCUAGUUCAGUUGCCUACGCCUCCAUUGUCAAAGCACCAGCUAAAACGGUUGGAAGAGCACAAAUAUCAGAGUGCUGGACGAUCCCUGCUUGAACCACUAAUGCAAGGUUACUGGGAAUGGUUAGUUGGAAGAGUUCCAGCCUGGAUUGCCCCAAAUCUGAUCACCGUCAUUGGACUGUUAAUAAAUAUAUGUACAACUCUGCUAUUAGUCUAUUACUGCCCAACAGCUACAGAACAGGCACCUCCCUGGGCGUAUAUCGCUUGUGCGUGUGGCCUUUUCAUUUACCAGUCUCUGGAUGCUAUAGAUGGGAAACAAGCAAGAAGGACAAAUAGCAGUACUCCAUUAGGAGAACUUUUUGAUCAUGGCUGUGAUUCACUUUCCACAGUCUUUGUGGUUUUGGGAACUUGUAUUGCUGUGCAGCUGGGAACGAACCCUGACUGGAUGUUCUUUUGUUGUUUUGCUGGAACAUUCAUGUUUUACUGCGCGCAUUGGCAGACGUACGUCUCUGGAACGUUGCGCUUUGGAAUAUUUGAUGUUACAGAGUCUGUGCUCUGUACAGUAGUAAUCCAGCUUCUCUCAGGAACUCUGGGGCCCUGGUUCUGGAACUAUACGAUUCCAGUGCUGAAUAUUCAGGUGAAAAUAUUCCCAGCUCUCUGUACUGUCGCUGGAACCAUAUUCUCCUGUACAAACUACUUUGGUGUGAUCUUCACAGGCGGAGUUGGCAAAAAUGGAUCCACUAUAGCAGGAACGAGCGUCCUUUCACCUUUUCUUCAUAUUGGGUCAGUGAUCGCAUUAGCUGCAAUGAUCUACAAGAAAUCUGCUGUACAGCUCUUUGAAAAGCAUCCCUGCUUGUAUAUACUUACUUUUGGUUUUGUAUCUGCUAAGAUAACAAAUAAGCUGGUGGUUGCACACAUGACCAAGAGUGAAAUGCACCUGCACGACACAGCAUUCAUAGGCCCAGCACUGCUGUUUCUGGACCAGUAUUUUAACAGCUUUAUUGAUGAGUAUAUUGUACUUUGGAUUGCCCUGAUCUUUUCUCUCUUUGAUUUGCUUCGUUACUGUGUCAGUGUGUGCAAUCAGAUUGCUGCCCAUCUGCACAUCCACGUAUUCAGAAUCAAGUCCUCCUCCACACAUUCUAAUCACCAUUAGUAAAUGGGGGGUCGCCAUAUGGAGAGAUAAGAAAGUUGGCUUUCUACGUCAAGGGAUAUGAAGAUAUGUAGGAGACUAAGGCAAAAGCAGAUAAGAACAAAUUAAUUUAUGAUAAUCAAUGUUGUAUAACUUUUAUUCUUUGUUAUCGGUAACACUCCUUAACUAGUCUCCUGCCUGAGAGAGUGAAUUCCAAGUACACCCUAGUCAACUCUACGUGUAGUCAACUCUGUUGGUUCAAUGCCCAGGAAAGCAUGCAGGGAGUAAUGCUCUGUCUUUGUAACUACCUUGAUUACAAAAUAAUCUAUAUAUGGUGAAUGGAUCCCCAAACGACUCAAGUUUCUAAUGUAGUAUAAGUACAAGCUGCAAUACAACUUGCUUUUAAUUUUAAUAUUUCAUCAUCUCUUAGUGAAAUACUUGUUUAGUGUCCACUUGAAAUUUAUUUACUAAAGACCUGAGCUGGUAAAAACAGAGAUAUCGCACUAGCUUGUGCAGCUGAAGUAGCUGACAAGGUUUGAGUCCAGGUUGAUGUGGUUCAUUUGCUUAUGCUUUGCUGAUGAAAGCAGUUUAAUGCUAAAGAACAAUACAUUGAGCAGGGUACUGCAAGUGGAAGGGAUGACUGGCAUGCAAAAUAGUGUGGUAUCUUUGUCAAUUAAUUUUAUUUUUUUAAAUAAACAUUAUCUAAAAGACAGCUUAUUUCUCAAUUUUCUUCAG